Molecule: messenger RNA, 3615 nt
Organism: Cercospora beticola
Lineage: Eukaryota; Fungi; Ascomycota; Dothideomycetes; Mycosphaerellales; Mycosphaerellaceae
Molecular function (GO): protein binding
Source: RefSeq, a predicted model, not a curated record
CAUCAUUCCACUCGGGAACCUUUUGUUCCCGGCUUAUUUCUCUACUUGCACUUAUUCCACUGAUUGUGUCCUGAGGACUCACGCAACACCAUGAAGCUCCAAUGGUCCCUGGUGGCCCUGGCUACUGCGGUCAACGCAAGCCAUAAAUACUUGGAAGAAGCCAUGCGCGGAGAGCGUGUCUCUGGAUAUGGUACUUAUGACAAACCAUCCUGGGAGCCAUCAUUCAAGGAUCAGUCUCCACCUUACAAGGCGCACCGCAUCACACGUGAAGAUUGGGAUCUUUCAUGCAGCAGUGGCGAGACCAGCUGCCGGGAUGCCGUCGACGGCUCGAACACGACAGCCUGGCGCAGCGAGCCUGGUCAGAGUCCUUACAUUACGAUUGAUCUGCACGAUCACUACGCUGUCAGCGCAGUUGUGGUGUUGCCCCCCAUAGAUUUGAACAGCUCGGCCGGCUUGAUCACUCACCACGAGAUUUACCUGAGCCAUGACGCCAAAAAUUGGGGUUCGCCUGUAGCCCAUGGCAUGUGGCCGACCACGAACAGACAACGACUCGCGGCUUUCGAGCCCAUGUCAGCUCGAUAUGUGCGUUUAGUUGCCACAUCUUCCGACGAGGGGUCACCGUUCUGGAUUGGCAUCUCUGAGCUCAACAUCUAUGCGAAUCUUUACACUAUUCCUAAAGAUCCCAGCCGAGGGAUAUGGGGUCCCACCAUAGACCUGCCUGUCGUGCCAGCUUCGGGCGCCCAAGUAGCCACCGGUGAAGUCCUGCUGUGGUCAUCGUGGGGAGAUGACCAGUUUCAUUCAACUCCAGGCGGGAAAACGGCGAUGUCAUUCUGGGAUUUCCGCAGCAAUACCGUGUCUAAGCGAAUCGUUUCUAAUACGCAUCAUGACAUGUUCUGCCCUGGCAUCGCUAUCGAUGGGACCGGCAACAUGGUCGUGACUGGCGGUAAUGAUGCUGCUCAGACCAGCCUUUUCGUCGCCAGUGAAAACAAAUGGCAUUCGGCCAAGCCUAUGAAACUUGAGCGCGGUUAUCAAGCUACGACGACCCUAUCAGAUGGCCGGGUCUUUGUCAUCGGGGGUUCCUGGGCGGGCGGGUCGAACAUUGACAAGAACGGUGAAGUUUAUGACCCUGCGACUAGGGAGUGGACGUCUCUGCCAGGCGCUAGAGUCGAACCCAUGCUCACGGAUGAUAUGGAAGGCCCUUGGAGAGCAGACAACCAUGGCUGGCUGUUUGGAUGGAAGAACCGCACCGUGUUUCAAGCUGGUCCCAGCCAGCGCAUGAACUGGUAUUUUGUGGAAGGCAACGGUGAUGUCCUGCCUGCGGGACAGCGUUUAGAAGACGAGGAUUCGAUGUCUGGAAACGCGGUCAUGUUCGAUGCCACCAAAGGCAAGAUCCUCACAUUUGGAGGUUCACCAGACUACGAAAAGUCGCUAGCCCAUGCAAACGCUCAUAUCAUCACUCUCGGUAACCCUGGAGACGAAGUUGAUGUGCGACCCGCUGGUAAAGGUGGCGCGAUGAAUUAUAAACGCGUCUUCCACACUUCGGUCGUGCUUCCAGACGGCAAAGUGUUCAUUGUUGGAGGCCAGACGUAUGGCGUCGCAUUCAACGAGGAGAACAUACAGUUCACGCCCGAGUUGUACAACCCAGAAACGGAUACUUUCGAGGAGAUGCAGCAUAACAACAUCGUUCGGACAUAUCACUCAGUCUCGAUCCUUGUACCCGACGGACGCGUGUUGACCGGCGGAGGUGGGCUUUGCGGCAACUGUUCAGCAAAUCACUACGAUGCGCAGCUUUUCACGCCCCCGUAUCUUCUGACUGAUUCGGGUGAUGAGCGUGAGCGGCCCGCCUUUGCUUCCAACUUACCUCGCACAGUCGGCGUCGGCGGGCGGCUGUUCUUUAGCACCACGACCAAGAUCGCUUCUGCGGCGUUGAUCCGCAUAUCCAGCGCCACCCACACUGUCAACACCGAUCAACGUCGUGUACCGUUGGUUCUCAGCAGAUAUGGUUUCUUCAAAAAUAAAUACAGCGUGCAAGUCCCGAUUGACCCAGGAGUUGUCAUUCCUGGCUACUGGAUGCUCUUCGUCAUGGACGUACAUGGUACUCCAAGUAUCGCCCAGACCAUCUUGGUUACUGUCAAACAGAAUGUCAAACACGGUGCUGCUUUUAGCGACGAGAGUGAGCCGUAUCUAUUCCGGAUACAAGAAGGGCUACGUCGCUAAGUCACUUCGUAACCGAUAGCGUCAGACGAAAGAAUGCGAUGGAUUUAGUAAUAUCGCGUUAGUAGCUUUUCGGUUAGAGACCUGGAUGGCUGGCGGCCACGGACCACUGUUCACCUUUGAGAUCAAGCCAAAGCGCCCGUCGUUCAAGGAAGCAUAGUUACGGGUGUCUCAACUGGAAGCAUUUGUAGCACAAAUUCAUCUGCUUUUCUGCGGCUGAGCAGACACCCUUCGUCAACUUCACCGGUCAACAUAUGCACCAGAAACCGUUUGAAACACGCAUCACCGAGCCCUGCCCUACGUUACAAUGGUUCUCCUUGUGACAAACAAAGGCAACGGGACAACCAUCAGCUCUCUCAAGCAUUUGGUGCACGGUGUUCACUUAAAGCCAAGAAACCAAGAAGGUCCGGGUCAAGCUGAUACAUGAGGCGCGGAAGCUACUGUCUAGGAGCGCAAAGACAGAAGUACAUGUGAUUUGCAGCUUGCGACAGUGACAUUGUUUGCACCGCAAUCGACCCAUCUGUCGGUGCCUUUGCAACAUCUCAAAUGUACAAAACGACGGCGAACGGGCUGGCUUCGAAACGAACAUGUUCCACUGAGUCGGGAUUCGGUAUGCAGCCACAAAUGUGUUUGUCGUUCGUGGUGCACUGGAGACACCGACACGUCGGGAUAUCUUGCUGGUCGUCGUUGCAUGAGAUCUUCUGAGGUCCUACCAGGCCGAUACAGCGCUGAGCUGUACUCAAGAAAGCUUCGAAUCCUUUGGUAACCAUUUCCAGGUUAUAUAUGACCUAUGAACUCGUCUUCCGGAACCACACUCUUGCUCAACACCCCCCAGCUUCAAUUCGAAAGACUUCUGUCAAAACCAAACCACUUUCUCCUAUCCAAACUCACACUUCAACCUAAAACUUGCCACCUGCACCAUGCGUUCCAACAUUCUCAAAGCAGCAGUCCUACUCUCCAGCGUAUUCCAACUCUCGACCGCCGCAGCACUGACCCCAGCCGGUGAGAUCCUCGCGCAGGCCCUCGCAGAUUACGGAGGCGUUGGAGCCUGCCAUCGAUCGCGCGAACGAUGCCCAGAUGUGGAACUCUCGCCCUCCUGUCGCCCUGAAGAUCUGGCACCGUGCAGAGACUACUGCCUGAGGAAGGUUGGCAAUGUGCCUGGUCUCCAGUGGGAGUUUCAGAGGAAUAUUAAUUCUGCUCAUCCGGAAGAUACGUCUGGUGGGAGUCAGUGCGUUUGUUUGGUGAUUUGAUGGGGUUAGCUAGGGUAGUAGCGCUGAUUGGGAGGUGGCUGGCAUCGUCUGGAGCAAUGUCUUCGAGCAGCGGAUUGUGGCAUUGGAUCUUCGGGGAUAAGGUUCGUCCAGUGACGGGGGCAACAUGCAAAGGCAGAGUGCUGCAACUGGA